GGCUAAAAUCUUCGAGUCUCCGACCCGUUGUCCCGUUGAUCAUUUUGCACUAAAAACCAAGAUGGAUGACCUCGAGGUGGAAGUUUGCGGCGACAACGGUGCUUAUUACAAGGCCUUUGUUACUGAUGUCUUUGAAAAAGAAGUUUCAGUGGCAUUUGAAAAUGAGUGGCAACCGGAAUGCAAGUUUGACUUUGAGAUGGUGCGGCUACCGCCCGGGGAGCCUGUUGACAAGGUGUUCACGGAGAACCAGGAGGUGGAGGUUCACUCCCGGGCCAACGAGCAGGAGUCUUGCGGUUGGUGGCGGGCUAUCGUCAAGGCAAGGAUGAUCAAAGGUGACUUCCACGUCGUGGAGUACCUAGGAUGGGAGAGUACUUACACUGAAAUAGUCCCUCCUGAGAGAUUGAGGCAUAAGAACAGCAAUCCUCCGAUAGAUGCCAACACCUUCCACAAGUUUGAGAUUGAGGUGCCUGAGGAUCUUAGAGAAUACGCCAAGAUGGAUAAUGCUCAUAAGGAGUUCAUGAAGGCAAUCAAUGCAUGUAUCUGCCGCUACGUGGCAGAUAAGGGAGUUCUCAGUGUGAUCUCACGGUCAGAACACUCAAAGAAGCGAGCAAGCAUGAUCCAGGAGAUGCACUUCCGUAAUCUGAACCAAAAAGUGCUGCUGCUCAAAAGGACUGAAGAGGCUGCACGGCAACUAGAGUCAACAAAACUGCAAAACAUUGGAGGCUACUCAGAUGAGUUCCAUGUGAGGGACGACCUGAUGGGUUUGGCCAUCGGAGCUCAUGGUGCCAACAUUCAACAAGCUCGUAAGGUCGAUGGCAUCACCAACAUCGAACUUGAGGAGAACUCCUGCACGUUUAAAAUCUAUGGAGAGACAAGUGAAGCAGUCAAGAAAGCAAGGACUAUGCUUGAAUACAGUGAAGAAUCUUUGCAAGUACCUCGCAACCUCGUUGGCAAAGUAAUAGGCAAGAAUGGAAGGAUUAUUCAAGAAAUAGUGGACAAAAGUGGUGUGGUGCGUGUUAAGAUAGAAGGAGACAACGAGCCCCAACCCACCAUCCCCCGGGAAGAGGGUCAGGUCCCUUUUGUUUUUGUUGGCACUGUCGAGGCUAUUAGCAACGCCAAAGUACUUUUGGAAUAUCAUCUAGCACAUUUAAAAGAAGUAGAGCAGCUUAGGCAAGACAAGUUAGAAAUUGAUGCACAAUUAAGGAAUAUACAUGGUGUAAAUAUGGGCUCUAUGCAAAGCUUUCCAAUCCAAAGGCGUAAUGAUAGAGGCUACAACUCGGACAUGGAGAUGGGUGGAGGUAGAGGACGAGGAGGGAUGAUGCGUGGCAGAGGGAGGGGUGGAAGAGGAGGUGGUGGUCGACACAACGACUCACGGUUCAACUCUGGUUCAAGGCAUCAAACGCCAGAUACAGAUGAGAGAGUGAGAGACUUACCUCCCAGACAACAAGGUGGAUAUCAACCUUCAAGAGGAGGCCAGGGUGGUUAUCCUAACAGGCGCGGAGGACCUAAUCCCAGGCCCCGAGGUAGACCUGCCGAUGACAGACGGAGGAUGAAUGAUGAUGAAGAUACGUUGCUGGACAGUCACGACAGCGUAGAUAGGGAGUCAGUGUCGAGUGUGGAGGGGAAGCGAGCCCAGCGACCAAUGAGGAGGAGACGAAGACAGACCCGCAGUCACAACCCCUCCCCUACUCCCACCACCAACAAUACAUCACCUCCUAUUACCACCUCAGAAAACGUCACCACAACUACUAACGGAAAUGGCAAUGUAUUUGGUGGUUCAACACAAGAGCAGAAUGCAGAGUCAAGUAAGGAAGGGACACCAGCAGCGCCAGGCUCAGAGGGGCCCAAGGGUCAACGACCCCGUCCCAACAGGAGUGUUCCAACCAAGCGGGCGCCUGACAAGAGCAAAGAGGUCUCCAUGGUCAAUGGAACUUCAGCCUAGUUUCAUAUUGAAUUUUGUUUUUGUUAUUUGGCACGACAGUCUGCAGUAAUGUGAGAGUGGCCAAGUGCUCUGGCGAGCCUACGGCCUCCAACAAACUGAUUAGAUAUGUAAAGAAUUUAUUUAUAAGAAACGGCUCGGAGGCCGGCCCGCUCGCCAGGACGUGUGGUCACCUAGUGCUUCUGGUGAUAUCAGUGCUUCAGGACUACUCGUGAAAAAGAAUCCCGACUUUUGUCAUCGUUUGACCCCCUCUCGACCGAGCUUUGUAAAUACCCUAUUAUGAGAUAGUAUCGGCUUAUCGACUGAUAUUUGUUAUCGUUUUGAACCGGUAGCGUUUUUUUCUUGACGGCUUUGUACUAAUUGAGUUUUAAGCGGCUUUUUAAUUUGGUCUAAUAUAGCUUCUGUGAAGUGAUUAGUCGAGAGGGGGUCCGGUACUCACUGCAUCGUACUGUUAUGUUUGGCUACGAUCCCUCUUCAGGCAAUGUCACUUAUUCACGAUGUGCGAGUUUCACCGAGUUUGUUACAAGACUUUUAUUGAUUUUGUCAUUACUAAUACUGUCAUGGUGUUUUCUCUUCCUUAGCUUUUUUUGUAUACUUAUUUGAUUAAGCUUUAUGAAACUUUUCAUCUAAUGAUGCAGGCUUAGCCUUUCGAUAAUGUCUUCAUUUGUUACAUUUCGCUCCAGAUUUUACUGGUUGUCUUUAGUUUUUGAAGAUUACAAUUAAAACUUUACUACCUACCUUUGUUUUGUGUUUGUGACAUGAUGUAUUAUAACUUUGUAUUAUAUAAGCUACAAGGUUUGGCCAAUAAGACAGAUGUGUUCUCCAAUGGCUUUGCAAUUUUUUGGGAGCUACUCAUUUCUACUGCAUAUUUUAACUUCUUUAAAAAUUACUUUGUAAUUAUAUUUUAAACCACAGUUUACUGACUUCAAUAUUGAUACUGAAGCUACUUACCAUUCAGGACCGUUGUUGAAAUGAAGUCAUGAUUUUAAUUGUCAUCACUGAAAUACUAAUUUUUAAACAGUUUCAUGUUUACAAUGCUAUUUUUCAAGUUGUUUGGAUUUAGUGUUUGCAAGUUAAAGAGAACUCCCAAAAAGAACACACGAGUUAUUAUUAAACACAAAUACCAAGUAGUGUCAAAUGCACUACAAAAGUUGUUUGGUAUAUUUCUACUCAACUAUCUACAUUUCAUUUCCUAGCAUAGGUAUUAAGCUUAAUAAUUAUUACUGAUUUUGUGAAAUCAGUUUAUUGUAAAAAGUUGAUACAGUUUGUCUUUAAUAGAUAUAGAUUAUUUACUACACGAGCUGGUUUUUUCCUUUUUACUUCUUAGUAGUUAUUGAAAUUUAACAGGACUUUAAGUUGAAUUAUGUUUAAAAGUAACCAAGUUUGGCCGUACUCAGUCAUAAUAUUAUCAUUUAAGUGAUCUGUCCUGGUUUGAGCCAUUGAUUCUGGUUGUUCUUCAGGCAUACGAUGUUUCUUUUCAAAUCGAUGGAAACAUGGAAGCAAUAGCUUAGCAAUGAUUCUACAAUCUUACUAUUUGAUGAAAUAUGGUACCUUUUGAGACUUCUGUAUUAAUGGCUCUUAAUGUUUAGUUAUUCAUCCAGUUGGUAUUUCAGGGUUUUUUUUGUUUGAUAAUUCUUCAACUCGCCUAACUUAGACAAAAAAUGAAUAAAAAGAAACAAUUUUGAAUAAGAAUUACAAAUAAUAAACGUUCCCUUUAUAUGUGCUGGUUAUUUUUACUACUACCAUCACAUGUUCUUUCUAAAUUGUAACUAAACCUUAAAAAACAUAAAUUAGCCUACAUAUAAAAAUGUCGAGUUAAGACUAAAUUAAAAAAAACAACAAUGUUUGAUUUGAUGAGCAUUGUAGCACUUUAAAAAGAUACUUAUUUUAACGAGGGAAAUUUCUAUGCUGAAAUGUUUGUAAUUCUUAUAGUCAAAGGUAUUACACUAUUUGAGACGUUGUAUUGUAUUUAUAGUACCAUUCUCGUAAAAUGUGUUAUCUAUCUAUAUAGUGCUACUAGCAGUACCAUACACAUUGUGUAUAUAAUUUAAGAUUCAGGAGCAAUGGAUUGAAUAUUGACUUAAUUAUUAUAUUGUAUAAAGUUCUCCUUUAUCAGAACUAUGGUCUUGAUGGGAAGUAAAGAGGUUAUGAAAGGGAUUUUUAAAAAUUAUUUCAUCAAUAAUUUUUUUUCGCAUUUCUUUGUUAACACAUUUGCUACUGUUAACAAUUUUAAAUUACGGACAGUAAAGGAUUCUUCACUGGUGUAAUUAACACUAAAUUCACCAGUUUUCUGGUGGCAUAUUGCCAUUUUUGGCUUUGUAAAACAGUUAUUUUUUUCAAUUAGUACCUAAAGCAUUCAUCUAGUAAUUUCAAUAUUUAUGCAGUGCUAUGUUUUCUGAUUAGGUUUCAUUUUUUCAACCUUUUGCAUCCAAGUAGUGAAUGCGAUGUGACAAAUCUGGAGUAUUGUGUCACAGUUCCUUGUGUUCUCAAGUGUUGAUUUAGUUUUGUUUUGAAUACUUGCCCAUCAGGCCUUGCAAAAGAGACAUAACGCUACGGAAAUCUCAUGUACAAGUUUUAUUACCACUGUGCAAAUGUAAAAUUUAGAUAGUGUGAAGAGUAAUAGUUGAAAAUUGGCUUUGAAUGUUAAAGUUUCAUUGAAUUGCACAAUGGUAAUAAAAGUUGUGAUGUGAACACUGUGUUGGUGGUAUAGAGACUCAGUGAAGAUACAUGGAGUAUCCCUGCCCUGCCUGUCGUGUAUCAAUACAGUGAAGAGGAUAGGGGACGAACCCCACUCUCGGACCAACAAGUCUCUCAAGGGUCGUCCCCGCUUACCCAACCGUGCUCAGAUAGUUGGACUCGUAGGUUUGUGUUUACAGAAAGAAAGACUUUUUGGUUGUGAAGAAGGAAACGAGCCGAGACACACGAAAGCCCAGGCGUUGACCCCGAAAAAAGUCAAAUCGAUUUUGAUACUAUCCUAUCCCUCGAUCCCAGUCCUCAUCCCUCCCGAUAAAGUUAAGUGAAUUUUUUGUAUUGUUAGAAAGCCCUUGUAAUUGUAUUUAAAAAUGAAGUAAAAUAAGAAACGCA
Molecule: messenger RNA, 5023 nt
Organism: Macrosteles quadrilineatus (aster leafhopper)
Lineage: Eukaryota; Metazoa; Arthropoda; Insecta; Hemiptera; Cicadellidae
Gene: Fmr1
Product: fragile X messenger ribonucleoprotein 1 homolog
Exons: 14
Coding region: 62-1942 (626 amino acids)
Biological process (GO): negative regulation of translation; regulation of dendrite morphogenesis; regulation of dendritic spine development
Cellular component (GO): neuronal cell body; axon; neuronal ribonucleoprotein granule
Molecular function (GO): protein homodimerization activity; mRNA 3'-UTR binding; translation regulator activity
Source: RefSeq, a predicted model, not a curated record